AUGGCGAACAAUAAAACACAAUGUUUUACAUGUAAUAAAGAAAAAAUAACAUAUCGUUGUAAAGGAUGUUCAAGAGAAUUUUGUUUAAUGGAUUUGACAGAACAUCAACAAAGAUUAAAGGAUGAAUUAAAUUGUAUUACCAAUGAUUAUGAUGAAUUUAAAGAAAGAAUUAAUGAACAAAAACUUAGUCCACAAAAUCAUUUAUUAAGAGAACAAAUUAAUCAAUGGGAAAAAGAAUCAAUUGAAAAAAUUCAACACAAAGCACAAGAGUGCAGAGAAAACCUCAUUAAAUCAUCACAAAUAUGUAUUAAUGAUAUUGAAAUGAAAUUUAAAGAUUUAAAUGAACAAAUAAAACAAAUUCGUAAAGAAAAUGAAUUUAAUGAAAUAAGUUUCGAUUAUUUAAGAAAUCAAUUGAUGAAAAUGACACAAGAAUUAAAUAAUUUAUCAAAUAUGUCCAUUCAACAAGAUUCAAAAUCAUUUAUUAAUGAUAUUUCAAUUAUUUUCUCAAAAAAACCAGGAUGGGGAAAAUGGGAACAAAAUCCUAUCACUGUAGCUGGAGGAAAUGGACCCGGACAAGAAUUGAAUCAACUCAGUCGCCCUUUUGGAAUCUUUAUUGAUGAAAACAAAAAUAUUUUCAUUGCCGAUCAUCGUAAUGAUCGUAUUGUAGAAUGGAAAUAUAAUGCAAAAGAAGGACAAAUUAUUGCAGGUCGAACUGAAGAAGGAAAGCGAACGGAUCAAUUGAAUUAUCCAACAGAUGUAAUUGUUGAUCAACAAACUCAUUCGAUCAUUAUUGCUGACUCUUUGAACAGAAGAGUGAUUCAAUGGUUGAAUCAAAAGCAACAAAUUCUCAUUGAAAACAUUGACUGUUAUGGCUUGGCAAUAGAUAAAAACGGAUUUCUUUAUGUUUCUGAUUACAAGAAGAAUGAAGUGAGACGAUGGAGAAUGGGAGAGUACAACAACGAAGGAAUUAUAGUAGCAGGUGGAAAUGAACAAGGAAAUAAACUCAAUCAACUCAAUCAUCCUACUGAUAUCUUUGUUAAUGAAGAUGAAUCUAUUUAUGUAUCAGAUACUGGCAAUCAUCGUGUGAUGAAAUGGAGAAAAGAUUCAAAAGAAGGAAGAAUUGUGGCUGGAGGAAAUGGUCAAGGAAGAAAUCGGAAUCAAUUAUCGUCACCUCGAGGAGUAAUUGUUGAUUAUUUCGGUCAAAUCUAUGUAGCAGAUUAUUUCAAUCAUCGAAUAAUGCGUUGGUCGGAAGGAAAAGAAGAAGGUGAAGUUGUUGUUGGUGGAAAUCAAUUGAAUCAUCCCAAUGGUUUAUCUUUUGAUAAUGAAGGAAAUCUUUAUGUUGCUGAUUAUUUGAAUAAUCGAAUUAUUAAUCUGUUAAGAAUGCAUGUGGCUAGGCUUGGUAACUGUUUACAAAGUUCCUAUCGAUAUGCUAUUUUCGAUUCAUAUGGUCUUAGACGAACAACAAUUGAACGAAUUUAUCUUUGUGCUAAUAUUUCAACUCUAACUAUUGGUACACUUACUUCAUCACUUUCUGAUAAAUAUGGUCGUCGAACAGCAUGUAUUUUAUCCGCCAUAUUCUAUAUUAUCAGUUGUCUCUCACUUGUGAGUAAAUAUCAUAAAACAUCCUAA
This is a messenger RNA of Adineta steineri, 1629 nucleotides long. The record is from the annotation of a GenBank genome assembly. Lineage: Eukaryota; Metazoa; Rotifera; Eurotatoria; Adinetida; Adinetidae.